Drosophila obscura is the source of this 515-nucleotide messenger RNA. RefSeq names its product transcription factor asR4-like. The transcript has 2 exons. The record is from RefSeq and is a predicted model, not a curated record. The coding region runs from base 118 to 483 and encodes 121 amino acids. NCBI's taxonomy places the organism in Eukaryota, Metazoa, Arthropoda, Insecta, Diptera, Drosophilidae.
UUGCAGUCUAUUUCCAUUUCGUUUGUAUUGUUUUUUAGUCCGACACAUGAACAGAUACGGAAAUUGCUAGUAAAUUUUAACACAAAAAAUCUUUUGCACUUCUCUGAGCCGCACAAAAUGUUGAAAGAAAAGGAAAUCGUUGACUCCACAAACCUGUUCAAGUACUGGUUCAUCUAUCACAUGGCCAAGACACGAGCAUUGGCUGCUGCUGGGCAACAGAAGGUGCAGCUGCAGCAGCAGCAGCAGCAGCAGACAAAACAGGAGGACCAGCAACAGCAGCAGUUGGGGCAGCUGCCAACAGAGGAAGUUUCUCAGGAGGAGCCCCAGAAGAAGCCUCAGGAGGAGUCCCAGGCGCAGCCUCAGCAGAAAGACGAAGAGCAACGAGAGCAAUUAAAUAAACUAUUUUCCAUAUUUCGCAAUAAUUUGGUUCCGGCCGCAAUGGGACUCACUGCUGUCUGUGUUCUCAAGGCCACAUUCAACUAAAAUGUUCAACAAAUAAAUCGUCAGUCAGCUUU